AUGCCUGACUUCAUGAGAUUACUUCCCCGGGAGACCUGUGCGCAGAUUAUCCAGGACGUUGUGGGAGGCAGACCAGAGAGAGAUGCCGACUACUUUGGUUCAGUCCCCGCCGCAGCAUGCCUGGUCAAUCGCCACUGGAACAUGAUCUUCACCCCUCUACUGUACUCUCGGUAUGAGUUUAAGGGUAAUUGGAAACUUGUCAAGUCUCCCUGGUGCUUCUUGCGUACACUUGUGUUGCGCCCCGAUCUCGCUGCAUAUAUUACACAUCUAACGCUGACCACGAAUGGAAUCGUCGACGCAGAAUACGGCGAGGACCCCGAGCAAUACUAUGAAGAGCUAUUCAAGGAUAACCAUGACUGGUACUUGCAGGCAAUGUAUCAAGCCGGAUUCGUUAGCACCCACUUCCCGACCCGGGCCCUGACUCGUGCCGCGACAGAGCUCCUGCGCUGUGAGCUCAACUCCAACUACCAGAAACCUUUGACGGCGUUGAUCCUAGCCCACUGUCCUAACCUCAAGAGACUCAGGUACCACGCCUGCGAUUUAGAUCCAUUUCUCGACACCAUCCUCGCCUACGCGACUGGAGAUCCCAGAAUCCAGCAUGGGCACCGGCCCUUCGCGCUGGCCUUCCAGAAGUUGGAAUCCCUGUAUCUCGGCUCCCGAUGCCAGCUCUCGUCCAGCGGCCGUAUCGUCCCCGGGCGAUCUAUACAGAUCGGUGAGUGCCGGCCCUACCAGCGCCUCCCCCAAUUGAAAGAACUCGUACUUCUCGAGACCAAGUUCGCCGAGAACUUCAGCAGCAUGCGACACUCCCCAAACAACAUCCAGCAGCUGACCCUAGGGUUCACCAAGCACCCGGCCCAGCUCGACCUGAUGCUCAGCCUCAGCCCGAAGCUCACGCAGCUCUCGCUGUUCCUUCUCGGAAAACACCCCAGGGAGGGCGUCUCCUUCCACCGCGAGCUCUGGGGCAUGCUGGACAAACUAAAGGACAACCUCGAGUACCUCGACAUCUACCAGGGCAAAUUCCACUACACCUCCGACACCACCGACUUCUUCCCGGACGACGACGACCUCUCGUUCUGCCCCAAGCUCCCGCAGUUCAAGAAACUGCGCCAGCUCAACAUCACCCCGCUCCUGCUCAACGGCCACAGAUGCAAGCACGCCCCGGGCAAGAGACUCAGCAGCCACCUGCCCCCGAACCUCGAGUCCCUGGGACUCUACGGCCAAGACGCCGCCUGGAUCGCCCACUUCCUCCCCGCGCUGGACCGAGAGCUCGAGGGCGUCGCCGUCGCCGGCGCCGCGCGCUCCCUCAAAUCCAUCGUCGUCGACGACGAGCGCGGCCCCAAUGGACUGGGGAUGUGCUUGCCCUACUUCCGCAUGCGCGAUGCGGCCGCCUCGCACGCCAUCCGUUUCCAUAGCUUCGCCCGGGGCGUUCUGCUCUACGGCGGCGCCGACACUCCCUUUGGCAUGUCGACGUAUUCCAGGUUGCCCGUGGGUGCCUUUGCACUGGAUUAUGCCCUGUGCCACGUCUGGGACGUUAUCCCGCACGGUAUGGAGGUUCAUAAUUUCAAGGGCCGCUUGUGCUGA
This is a messenger RNA of Aspergillus ochraceoroseus IBT 24754, 1581 nucleotides long. RefSeq lists its product as uncharacterized. The coding region runs from base 1 to 1581 and encodes 526 amino acids. Lineage: Eukaryota; Fungi; Ascomycota; Eurotiomycetes; Eurotiales; Aspergillaceae. The transcript has a single exon. The record is from RefSeq and is a predicted model, not a curated record.